UCUUUCAGCCUCGUGUGCAAGUUGUAACAGACUCUCGUUGCGACGAACGCGAGUGUUCCCGCGUGCCUCGGUGGAGGGGUACCAUUACGCUCCUCCUCUCGUGUCCUCCUUUGGGGCAUUUUUACGCGAGCUUUUAGUGCGUUCCCGUGCACGCAGCCAGCAGCGUCGCGAGUCGAAUCCUCCUCUCGAUUUUCCACCUCGACGUUGCUCUCCUCGCGGAGAAACGCGGAGAAUUUUCGCUUUACGCAGUGAAUCAUCGUUUCGUUGUACUUCCCUGCACUCGAUUUCCUUCUCCGUUUUUUUUUUUCUUUUUUUUUUUUCUUCGAAGCGUGCCUUUUCCCGCGACGCGCGCUUCAUCGCUCGCGCAUGCUUGAACGCGUUGGUGAAACGGGAGAGUGCGCGCGAUGGGGGAUGAUCUAGGAUCCGGGCAAGACUCUCGCUGACGGUUGACAAAAUCACGUCGCACAUCCCUCUCUCUCUCUCUCUCUCUCUCUCUCUCCCCCACUUUCAAUUCCCCACUAGAGCAAUAACUUCGCUCGCCAGCGAAGAACAGAGGCGACACAUAUGAAAAAAAUAUAGAGAAUAGAAAACGGAGGGGGAAACGUGUCGGAUUAUCCGGUGGCCGGCCAGAUCGGACCUAGAAAGGCGGUUGUUCUAAGGUUUCCGCGUCGGCCGUAGGAAGCCAGCCCGUGGACUGUGGCUCGUGCCCCGCACACAGUCGGACGCGAAAAUAUCGCCCACGUUUUUAGAUCCCGUGUGUGCAUCGCUCGCGCAUUCUUAAACCAUCGUCGGUUUCGCGAGUCUCCGCUCGGUUUGUCGCGCGCGCGCUCGCACGCACACACAUACGUAACGCGCUUUCUUCGCCCUCUCCCUCCCCUCGCUCCCCCCUAACCCGCCCCGCCCGGCCCCCUUUUCCACGUGAGGAUGGAUCGUAACGAGAGCGCAAACGAGGGCGGAAGCUCGCCGGACACGGUGAUCGCGCGCUCCUCGUCCGAAGAGGAGCGGAACAGGUUCGCGUGCAGCACUUCCGGCGAGUACGUGACCACCGUCGGUGACAGCAGCUCGAGUUUGGACACGGUGACCAGCGCCGGGACGACGACGAACGUCGCCGCGAACGAUCCACCGGGGGCCGAUGACAAGAAAAGGGGAAGAUUCGGCAAUUUGAAAAGCAGUUUCCGCAAGGAGGGAGGGCUGUUCAAGAUCAGGAGGAAGAACAGGCAGCUGGACGAGCCGGCUGCUGUCGAGCCUCAGCCGGAUGUCGAGGAAAAAGAAACGGGUCGAAAGCGGAGUCCGGUGGAGGAGGACGAUGAUCGCAAGGGCGGUGUUGGCCCGUCAACGUCCUUGAAGAAGAAGAAGAAAAAGUCGCACUCGUUGGUGCGCAAGCUGUCGUUGAACAAAUUUCGUCUGUCGACGGAGCAGGAGCCGAGGCACACGCCCGAAGGUGGUGACAGCAGCCGAUCGCAGAGCCAAUCGUCGCAGGAGUCACCUAGCCUCUCGGACAGUCCGUCGAGGAUCGCGAGGAAGGGGCAAGAGACUGAGAGGCUUGAGUGCGAGGCCGAGGCGCCUCCGCGUGAUACCGCGUUACACCAGGUGGACGAAGAGAAGGGAAAGCCGAGGAAACCGGAGAAACCGACGGAGAAACUGGUGAGCACGGUGACGGUAGUGCAGCGCAAGUCGCCGUCGUUGACCAUCAAGAGCUUUUCUUCCAAGAAUCAGAACGAUUCCCAAUCGUCGGAGAAGUCUCCACGCCCGGAAGCUCGGUGCAGCUCGACGCUUCCGUACGCGAUCUCAAAAUGGCCGGAGCAGAACACCGCGAGUCCAGCAUCUGCCGAACCGCCUAGAAAGUCGAAGCUGAGCACGAAAUCCGAGUCCGAGUCCGCGAUAGCGAAGACCUCGCCUCACGAGGUCAGGCGAAAAUUGUCCCUGCUCGAAGAGAAACGCGCCAUCUUUCAGCGUCGCUUGUUCGAGACGACCCGCGACACCGAUUCCGGCGAGACGGUGAUAGCCGUCAGCGUCGACGACGACGACAAGUCAACGGCGACGAAGGAGGCAGACGCUCGAAAGAAGGACGAGGGUCGAACGAAGAAGAGAGCCAGGCACAUCAGCGUGAAGAAGUUCGACACGUUCUCGACGUUCGAGGGCACGUUCGACGAGGAGACCGGCGUUGGAUAUUUGGCCGGUAUCGAGGAGGAUUACACGGAGAGUUACGACAGACAGCACGACAGCUACGUGGCUGCUAUGGGGCCGAUGAUGGGCGAGUCCGCGGAGAAGAGCAAGGUCGUCAGCCAGGACAGCAUGUCGUCACAGAACAAUUCGCCGAAUGCCGGAGUUGGCGAGAAACGAGAACACUUGUAUAAAAUCCUGGUGAUUGGUGAGCUGGGCGCCGGAAAGACGUCCAUCAUCAAGAGAUACGUGCAUCAAUUUUUCUCACAGCAUUAUCGCGCGACGAUUGGCGUCGACUUCGCAUUGAAAGUAUUGAACUGGGACCCGCACACGAUCAUAAGGCUACAGCUAUGGGAUAUCGCAGGUCAAGAAAGAUUUGGAAACAUGACGCGGGUGUACUACAAGGAAGCAGUUGGCGCGUUCAUAGUGUUCGACGUGACGAGAAGUGCCACGUUGGACGCGGUGGUGAAAUGGAAACAAGAUUUGGACUCGAAAGUCCAGCUUCCUGACGGUUCGCCGAUACCCUGCGUGCUUCUGGCGAACAAAUGUGACCAGCAGAAGGAAGGCCUGGUCAACUCACCAGCGAAAAUGGACGAAUACUGUAAAGAGAAGAAUUUCGCCGGGUGGUUCGAGACGUCGGCCAAGGAAAAUAUUAAUAUCGAGGAGGCCGCAAAGUUUCUCGUCAAUAAAAUACUUCAGAAUGACCAGCUGAUGAAAGGAAACGGCUCUCAGGAUCAGACGGACGGCGAGCGGUUUGCGCUGAAUCAGUCGCCGACGAGUUCAAAGAAAUCUUGCUCCUGCUGACGAAUCGGUAAUCAACCGAUAGCAGGAUCGUCCGGCCUGUUAUCGCGGUCCUGCCGUCAUCGUUUAACCACCACCGGUGCCAUGACACGAGAGUCCAGUCCAGUCGUCGUUGUCGUUGGAUCGUCUCGUCUCGAUCGUGUGACCAGUUGCCUCUCCAAGAAACGAAUCAUCACGACCAUCGUUUUCUCGUCGAUCGAGCUCCGUUUUCACAAGAUCUCGACGCUUCGUUGCGCGUCGUUAAUUGUUUACUGAGAGGUCAUGAAACUCGAACGAUCUUUGCAUUGUAAAUAUACGUAUAAAUUUACAUUUACGCGCAUUUAUGGGAGAUUCGAUUUUUAUGAAAACGAUGAAGCACGGAAUGCUGAGCAGAAAUGAAAAAUAUUGUGCUUGAUAGCAUUAGUGAAAAUAAUUAAUCUUCUGUAAUUUUUGGGAGAGUUACAGAAAUAUUCGUAACAUCGUUUUUUUUUUUUUUUUUUUUUAUUUUCAGUAUUGAACGAUUGACAAUGAAAAGACUGAAAAUUCUUGUCAACGAGCGUGUUAAUUAAUUAGCACUUUUUAUUUCAAGACUUUUAUUUCGUCGUUGAUAGGAGUCUUGCAGUUUGCAUUGUUCGAAACAAUGUCGAUCGUUCGAUAGUGAACAAUUAAAAUAUCACUGCGAGUGUAUUCAAAGUUUGGGAAUACUUAUUGCUUCGUCGUUGUGUUUCAUCGAUACAUUAUAAGUAUACCGAGUGAGUUCGUAAUAAUAUUAAUUAAUUUAGCAUAUGUAGUAAAAUUAUUAUGUAAGAAUUGUCAAUUGCUAAAUUUCAAAUUCCAGCAGUCACGAUCGACUAAUAAUAAUUCUUAUCUUUUACAAAAGUGAGCUACCGGGGAAUUUAUUCUUCAUUGAUUGAAAAUUUUGUGACUUAACAACGAUUUUGUGAACUUUGAUCAACUCGAAAGAAUACUGAACAAUGAAUUUAUAAGAAGACACACAUCUUAUAAAUAUAAAUGUUUAUAGAACCGAAUUUGGAAACUUCUUGUUGUCUAUUUUUAAGCUUAAUUUCAAUAUAUAUUGAAUAUAUCUUCCAAGUAUUCAAGUUUCAGAAUCAAGUUUCAAAAUUCAAAGGUUCUUUUAACGAGUCCAUUUUUAAACAAUUUUAACAUUGUUCUUCUCUGUAGCUUAGGUCACUUUUACACAUCUUCCAAAUAUUCAUCAUAGAAAUAUAGAAUGUCAGCUAUUUUAUAUUAUUUAUUAGCUUUAUAAGAAGAGUUUGAAAAGGUGUGACUCGUCUCAGCAUUCCUAGCUUACUCGCAGUCAGUCCAAUCUUCCAACUCUCCACGUUCUCUCUUCCAUCGGAAAGAAGAAAAAAAAAGAAAAUUACUAUAGAGUAACUCGUGAACAACGAACGAACGAAUGAACGACGAAAGGAUGCCCGACAGAUGACACACAAGGAUUUUUACGAGUAAUUUUGAACGUUGUAACGGGGUGUAACUUUCAAGGUUGAUCGAGAGCGGGCACUGCUCGCAAGACUUUUGCCUCCAACACAAGAGACAAAUAAUAACGUGACAAAUAAUAAUUAAUCGAUGUGUGUACACGGUGAGGAAAGAGCCUGUGAACGCGCCGUUGCUCGAAUUCUUUGCGAUUCUGUCGACACUAGUGGCGAACGAUUACGUUCCAGGCGAUCGUUCUCUCAUAGACUUCAAUCGAUUCUACGUUUCGUUACUUGCUGUACAGUAUUGAACGCGGAGGUUGUUUGCAGGCACGAGUAAGAUGAGCUACGAUUAAUAAUUUUCAUGUAAAAAUGAAUGUGUCGCGCUUGAGGGAUGGAAGAGAGGGAAUAUUUCGAGUGAAAAUGGGAAUUGCAAUGUAAUUUAGAUUAAUUCACUGUUUAAUGUCAAUAUUUUCCGAAUUAAAUUUGUUAGUUGCCCAUUUUUCUCUUUUUCUCAAUUGAAUUUGUCGUACUGGGGUUCUUUAUUUUUGACGUAAUUUCAAAGUAGAGAGAUCAGUUUUAAUUCGAAACUCAGGCAAUUUUAUUUUUAUAUUUGACUCGUCUAUUCCCGUUUCACUGCGCCUUCCUCCGUUUCCAUCCCUCGAUCUUAAAGGAUUAUACUAACGUGAAAUCCUAACGAAUAAAACCCAACCACACUCGCAUUUCAGCGGUUUUUAUAUCAACUCUAAACGCUAAGUUCCGCGUGAUUUUUCUAUUAAGAAACUAAAGAACGUAGAUGUACAAUUUACAAUUAACGAUUAACAGCGUUCACGGAUCGAACAACUGUCGAUUGUUAAACGCGUAAAUUAAGAAUUAAGAGGGAAACUUCCCUCUUCCCUCUGGGUUUUAUUUUUUUUUUUUUUUUUUUUUUUUUAUUUUCAAUUCACGAACAGCUCUACGAACGCUGAUCGUGACUUUCAUUCCAAUCGAACUGAGAAUACUAUCGAUCGAUUUACUAUGAUAAGUCUAUGAUAAUUUAUACGUAUCGUCGUUCAAAAGUAUCUGAACGUUCAUUCGCUUACCUUUCGUGGAAUUCGUGCAGUUUAAUUAUAAGAGCGAAGUAUAAUAUUGUAUAAGUAUGAUGUAAUGUUAUAUAACAACACGUAUUGAAGCAAUAAUGGUGAAAUUCGUUUUUCCUAGAGCAAAAUAUUUGACGACGAAAAUGAUGGAACAUUAAUUUUCGACGAAUUUUCAAAAUUCUUUGCAUUCAUUUGCUUUACUUUAACUUUUAAGCUUCGAAUUAAUAAAUAAAAGAGGACUCUACUAACAUUGCGGAAAUUCAAGAGUAUGACGUAUAUAUAUUUAGAAGUAUACCUAAGAAUUAUUUAAAACCAUCAAAUAUAUUAAUUUUAUUAGUA
Frieseomelitta varia is the source of this 5794-nucleotide messenger RNA. It is a transcript of the gene Rab32, whose product is annotated as ras-related protein Rab-32. The record is from RefSeq and is a predicted model, not a curated record. Gene Ontology annotation, biological process: endosome to lysosome transport; phagosome-lysosome fusion. Gene Ontology annotation, cellular component: trans-Golgi network; lysosome; Golgi apparatus. Lineage: Eukaryota; Metazoa; Arthropoda; Insecta; Hymenoptera; Apidae. The coding region runs from base 925 to 2967 and encodes 680 amino acids. The transcript is spliced from 7 exons. Gene Ontology annotation, molecular function: GTPase activity; GTP binding.